UUCGGCGAUCCCCAAUGACAACGAGGUCGAGGCCACGGACGUCGACGGUACCUUCCGCUGGGCCCGAUGCCGCGUUUGGCACAUGCAGGGACGUGGAUGAGUUCGAGAAACUCAAUCGCAUUGGAGAAGGAACGUAUGGGACUGUGUAUCGAGCUCGUGACAAGGUGUCGGGUGAGAUCGUUGCCCUCAAGCGGGUCAUCCUCCACAACGAAAAGCAGGACGGCGUACGUGCCACAACCGCCCGCCUCCCUCCCUCACCACGUUCUUGUUCGCUAUGGUAGUUUCCUAUCACAGCCAUCCGCGAAAUCAAAUUGCUCAAACGCCUAUGCCAGGAGAACUGCGUGCAGCUCAAAGAUGUCGUGGUUGGGCGUAAGCGCUCGGGGUACCCCACCUCCUGCACUUGUCGCGCCUCUCAUGUGUCUUCCAGCGUGUUUUUAGUGUUUGAGUACUGUGAACACGACUUGUCGGCACUCAUGAGCAAUGUCGACUGCCCAUUCUCUGAAUCUGAGGUCAAACGAGUCCUCAUGGAGCUCUUGAGCGCCGUGGAGUAUCUCCAUUCCAUGAACAUCAUCCACAGAGACCUGAAGCUCUCCAACAUCUUGUACGAUGGGUUUGGGCGAGUAAAACUGGCCGACUUUGGGCUCGCGAGGGAAACAGGGUUUCCAUUACCAAGCAACAUGACCCCCAAGGUCGUCACGUUGUGGUACCGCGCUCCGGAGCUGCUCCUGGGUGCCGAGUCGUACUCGCCAUCGAUAGACAUUUGGGCGUGCGGGUGCAUCUUUGGCGAGCUCAUUCUGAAUCGCCCACUGAUGAAUGGCUCCACCGAUUUGGAGCAGCUGCAGCUGAUCUACAAGACGCUGGGCCGACCGACCGACCGCAUUUGGCCGGGCAUGUCGAAUUUGCCGCACGCGGCCAAGCUCCAGUUCGACUCUUCGCCCUACCUGUACAACCAUAUUCCCAAGCUGUUUGAAACGCACUUGUCGGCUGCAGUACGACGGGUUUUCUCCACCAGGUGCAGCUCACUCCGGUCCAUUUCUUUGCAGGGCCUGGAUCUUCUGCAGCGCAUGCUCGCGUACGACCCAGCCAAGCGCAUCACGGCGUCGAAUGCGCUGCGCCACCCGUACUUCGACGAGCGGCCGUUCCCAAAAGACGUCGGGAUGAUGCCGACGUUUCCGUCGCAGCACAACAACAUGCAGCUGCAUCGCCCGGCAUCCGGUCCAGUCCGAAUCGACCACCAAUUUGGGCAGGCGUUUGGAGGUCCAGUGGGCGACGCCUCUAAGAAACGAAAGAUCUUGUGACGAGUU
Aphanomyces invadans is the source of this 1304-nucleotide messenger RNA. Its product is annotated as CMGC/CDK protein kinase, variant 7. The transcript is spliced from 6 exons. Gene Ontology annotation, cellular component: nucleus. Gene Ontology annotation, biological process: protein phosphorylation; regulation of mitotic cell cycle. Gene Ontology annotation, molecular function: cyclin-dependent protein serine/threonine kinase activity; ATP binding; zinc ion binding. The coding region runs from base 474 to 1298 and encodes 274 amino acids. Lineage: Eukaryota; Oomycota; Saprolegniomycetes; Saprolegniales; Verrucalvaceae. The record is from RefSeq and is a predicted model, not a curated record.